Labeo rohita (rohu) is the source of this 2115-nucleotide messenger RNA. RefSeq names its product golgin A7 family, member Ba (gene golga7ba). Gene Ontology annotation, cellular component: palmitoyltransferase complex. NCBI's taxonomy places the organism in Eukaryota, Metazoa, Chordata, Actinopteri, Cypriniformes, Cyprinidae. Gene Ontology annotation, biological process: peptidyl-L-cysteine S-palmitoylation; protein targeting to membrane. The transcript has 5 exons. Bases 171 to 692 code for a protein of 173 amino acids. The record is from RefSeq and is a predicted model, not a curated record.
AGGGAUCUGGUGCCAUAUUUAAAUGAGCGCAAGCAGUGCGCGUGUGACGUAGCCGAGCGCGCAGCUGGACAUCAAAGGGGAUAAAAGCGACUGUCCACGGGUCGAUAAGCUCUUUUAGCGAAAGCAGAUAGAGUGUUUGUGCGUCUCUUUCAACGGUGACCGGAUCAGGAAUGAUUUCAGCACCGCGGACAGCGACAGAACGAACAAAACUCCCGUACUGCCACGAAUCUUUCCACAACCUUCAGGAGUUGAGACACAGUGCAUCUCUGGCCAAUAAGGUCUUCAUUCAGAGAGACUACACGGAUGGCACCGUCUGCAAGUUCCAGACCAAGUUCCCCUCAGAGCUAGACAGCAGGAUUGAGAGGACCCUGUUUGAGGACACAGUGAAGACGCUGAAUAAUUACUAUGCAGAGGCGGAGAAGAUUGGAGGCCAGUCUUACCUCGAGGGAUGUCUGGCCUGCCUCACAGUUUACCUCAUAUUCCUUUGCAUUGAGACACGCUAUGAGAAGGUGCUGAAGAAGAUCUCACGGUACAUUCAGGAGCAGAAUGAGAAGGUCUACGCUCCUCGAGGUCUCCUCAUCACAGACCCUAUAGAGAGAGGCAUGAGGGUCAUUGAGAUCAGUGUGUACGAGGAUCGCGGCUCCAGCGGUUCAAGCUCAGGAAGCAGCACAACCAGCAGCAGCGGGCGAUGAUUCACGCACACACACUCGCCCACAUGUGACGCCUUCAUACUGACGCCCGCUGAACAGACACGACAGCGACCGCUCAGCAUCGCCAAACACAAACACACCUGACAUGAACUGCCUCCAUGAGACACAUCAGCUGUUGGAUCAGCAACUCAUCAUUACCUCAGUCAUCACUACCGCCACCCUCCGGCACCUUCACUAACCUGCAGCCGUUGCACAUCCUUCAGUCACUCGCUGUAGCAUUCUGGGUAAAGCGCACAUGAGCUUCUGUCACUGUAAUAUGCAAUCUCACUCACAAACGCCUGUGAUGUAGCUGCCGAACGGCACACGACAGUCUUCCAUCGUCAUGAUUUUCCAUCCUUUUUAGUUUGAGAAUUAAAUGAGCACUUUCACUGUAAUUACUGAAUAGAAGACAGAUUGUAGACUUAUAGACUUAAACUGAUAUUUUAUACAGGCCCCAGACACUGCCAUCUUAUUCCACGGGUACUAUUUAUGACUUUACCAUUUUGUUUUAUUUCAUAGUGUGCUAAUCGUUCAUGCUUUGUACUCAUAACGCGUCGUCAGAGCAGAAACGAGUCCUGAUGACGUGACUGCCAAGAGCCAGAGCUUCCUCACAUGGUCCUUCAUCAUGAGCUUCCAUUUCUUACUGAGAACAUUUGGCCCCUAUUUAUGCAAAGAUCGAGAGAAAAAGAAGCUGAGAGUGCUAUUUCUGUUGUGUAGCAAAAUAAAUCAACAAUGAUGGUCAAAAGAACGAGUUCUGCUUUUCUGUAUUUAAUCCACAUUUCAUUUAAAUGUAUUUUUCUCCACAGGGUUUUAUUUAGUCAUUUUACACUUGACUAAAAAGAAAUGCUAUUAUGUAAAACAGGACAUUAAGUUCUUAAGAUAUUAUUAUAUAUUUAUAAAACGGGUAGUUCCGGUUCUUGAUUCUGAUUGGAUGAGCUCAGUUGGAAGCUGUUGUAAAUUACUCUACAAAUAUACACCUUUGUUUAUGUUUGUGUAUUGCUCCGCAACCACUUUGUUGCAAAGACAACCAUUUCAAAGGAACUACAUUUUUUAGCAGAAGAAUAAUGUUUUUAUUAAUAUCACUACACUUCAUUUGCUCUGCUUCAUUUUGUGAAACCUUAAUACAUACAUGGAGUAACAGUUUUAUAAAAGCAAUAAGCCUCAUGAAGCUGUGAUUUACACUGAUUUACAUUUACAUUGUUUUAAUGUGUGGGCUUGAAAGUGUGUCAAAAAUAAGACGUUUCACUGGAAAAUGUCAUCUGAACAAGUAUGUUAUAUGUCUGUAAGUUUCAUUCUGACCAACUGAAAAAAUUAGUUUUACAAUACAUCAUCUACUAAUGGUGAUUAAAUCUAACGAUAGCAAUGUUAGCUCAGAUCACGUCAAACUGUGCAAUUUAUUAUUGCUAUACUUUGUUCUCGUUAAUGU